Messenger RNA from Tyto alba (common barn owl), 549 nucleotides. Its product is annotated as protein S100-A7-like. Gene Ontology annotation, cellular component: cytoplasm; extracellular exosome. The record is from RefSeq and is a predicted model, not a curated record. Bases 57 to 422 code for a protein of 121 amino acids. The transcript is spliced from 3 exons. Gene Ontology annotation, molecular function: calcium ion binding. NCBI's taxonomy places the organism in Eukaryota, Metazoa, Chordata, Aves, Strigiformes, Tytonidae. Gene Ontology annotation, biological process: endothelial cell migration.
UCUGCUGCAAACCCUCCUUGGAGACAAGGUUUGUGCAGUGCUUCAAGAGCUCAGCCAUGUCUGCGAGCACCCAGACCACAGCUCCCCGUCACGAGACCCGGCAGUUCCCUGGAAACUGCACGCUGGAGAUGGCCCUGAAAACCAUUGUGGAUGUCUACCACCGUUACAGUAUCCGGGAGGGCCAGCUUGACCUCCUCAACUUCAACGACUUCAACACUCUGUUGACGGAGCAGGCACCGACCUUCUUGAAAGCUUGUGGCAGGAACCAGCACGACUACCUGAAGAAGCUCUUCAAAGAGACAGACUUAAAUAAGGACAAAGAGGUGACUUUUGAGGAGUUCACCAUCGUCUUGGCCAAGCUGACCAAUGAUGCCCAUCACAUCAGCCAUGGGGAUGACCGUUGUGCACCAGACAAGGAUUGAGUCUCAACGCAUGACCCAUGAAAAACUCCAAGGGGGGCUGCUUAUAGGAGUUGGGCUCUGGCUGCUUUCUGUCUGCUUGGAUCACUCAUGCCUCUGAGACAAUAAAACAUCACUUGAAGUUCACUGA